Magnusiomyces paraingens is the source of this 732-nucleotide messenger RNA. RefSeq lists its product as uncharacterized. The transcript has 3 exons. Lineage: Eukaryota; Fungi; Ascomycota; Dipodascomycetes; Dipodascales; Dipodascaceae. The record is from RefSeq and is a predicted model, not a curated record. Gene Ontology annotation, biological process: Golgi to plasma membrane protein transport. The coding region runs from base 1 to 732 and encodes 243 amino acids. Gene Ontology annotation, cellular component: trans-Golgi network.
AUGGCUACUAUUUAUCCGGGAAAAGGACUUGGUAAUUUGACUCUAGGCUCAUCUCUUCAAUCAGUCCUUGCUUGUCUUAAGGCCAGUCCUACCACAUUUCCUUCUAUCAAAAUUAUAUAUUCUAAAAAAACACCUGUUAAGUCUCCAAUAACUGUUGUUCUUAAAUACAAUGGACUUAGGCUUAGGUUUGAUGGACAAACACAAAAACUACGACUUAUAGAAGUAAUCGAAUGGGGAAAAAUGAAAUUAACAUAUAAAAAACGAGAUGUUGGGAGUCAAGGUCCUCUUACUUAUAUUAAAAUUUACAACAAUAUUUUUGGACCUACUUUUCCUGGUAAAUUUUAUCAUGAGCAUCGUGUUUAUGUUCUUUCUUACCCUGGUAUUGCAUUUUCCUUUCAACUUUCUUAUGAAGCAGUGCAGCGAUUAGAUGCUUCCCAAGACAUUCCAAAGUUUUUAAUGUCUUCCAAUGCACCCCCUUGUACUUCGAUGGCCAUAUUUCAAGGCGAUUACUGGUGGGAUGUCGAAAAAACCCCUAUGGUCCUUAAUCGGCGUUUAGAAUGUGCCACUACAUCUCUAAAUGAUGAUGGUAUGGAAGUUAUUGGUGAAACUGAUGAGCAGCACUAUGAUGGUGAUAAACUGGGAGAUUGGGGACUUACAGAUUUGUAUGGAGCACCUGGUUUGGUUAUUGAGGUUCUUAAAAAUGGUGAUAUUGCUUCUUUGACAAUUUAUUAA